This is a messenger RNA of Cetraspora pellucida, 921 nucleotides long. NCBI's taxonomy places the organism in Eukaryota, Fungi, Glomeromycota, Glomeromycetes, Diversisporales, Gigasporaceae. The record is from the annotation of a GenBank genome assembly.
AUGGCUGAUAACGGAACUACAGAUCAAACUUCAGAACGAUGUAUUAUAACAAAGGCUUGUAAAAGCAGUCUUAGACUCGAUGAUGACGAUAAUCCUUCAUCCUCUCAAUCAUCUCACUCUAGUUAUGAGUAUCAACAACCACCUACUUACUCAAACCAACAAUUUCGAGAACAAGAUAUGUUGAUUUUAACAGAUGACACAAAAGAUCCAGCAAAGAGACCUACCAGAGCAAAUAUCCUGAAGGCAAUGAAAUGGCUAGUACAAGAUGCUCAGCCGAAUGAUUCCGGACAUGGAGGACAAGAACCAGAUCAAGAUGGCGACGAAGUAGAUGGAUAUGACGAGACCAUUAUGCCAGUUGAUUUUCAAGAAAAAGGACAAAUACUUGAUGAUAAAAUGCAUGAAAUAAUGGUUCGUCCACUUCCGAAGGGUGUAAGAUUAACGGCCAUUUUUGAUUCAUGUCAUUCUGGGACUGCACUUGAUUUACCAUAUAUAUAUGCUACAGAUGGACAAGAAAAAAAAUUAAACCUUUUUUGUGCAGGAGCAAAUGCAGUUAUGGAUGCCGGAUUAUCAUAUAUGCGAGGUGAUGCAGCAGGUAUAAAAGCAUCUUUUAAAUCUUUUACCGUAAAAGCUAUGCAUGGGUAUGACAUAGCAGAGAAAAUUAAACAAACCAAAUCUAGUCCUGCCGACGUUAUCAUGUUUAGUGGGUGUAAAGAUGCCCAGACAUCUGCAGAUGUUAAGGAUGCAGAAAUGUCUACAGGAGCGAUGUCUCAUGCUUUUAUUAAAACAUUAAGAGACAAAAAGAAUCAAACGUAUCAAGAACUGUUGAAUAAUAUCAGAGAAAUCCUUGCAUUAAAAUACACACAGAAACCGCAACUUAGCGCAUCGCACGAAACCAACAUGGGAGAUUUCUUUAUUAUGUAG